This is a messenger RNA of Anopheles merus, 2875 nucleotides long. RefSeq names its product clavesin-1-like. NCBI's taxonomy places the organism in Eukaryota, Metazoa, Arthropoda, Insecta, Diptera, Culicidae. The coding region runs from base 301 to 1179 and encodes 292 amino acids. The record is from RefSeq and is a predicted model, not a curated record. Gene Ontology annotation, molecular function: phosphatidylinositol bisphosphate binding. Gene Ontology annotation, cellular component: membrane. The transcript is spliced from 3 exons.
UUAGUCAGAGGAAGUCCUCAGCGCCUUUAUGUAAUAGAGUAGGGCCCGGUGCGGCCAUCCACCGAUCAUCCAGUAGCUGAUCGAUCGUUCUAGCGGUUGGAUGUGUGUAGCAGGCGUUUAAGCGCUACUUAAGCCGCCGUAAGCGCGUUAGACGACGAACUGGAUCACUGUUGCGAACUUCAAUUACCUUACCUGAGCACCGAGUGGGCUUUUUUUAGUGCUUGUGUGUGUGUGCUGUGACUCUGCGUGUGUGUGUGUGUGUGCUUUAUUGUGCUGUUAAAAUUCUCCUUCGUAUCAAAAAUGUCGCUCAAACCGUUUGACAUUGAGGUGGAUGCGCCCGGCGACGAGCUGAUGGAGAUUGCGCGCCGCGAGCUGCGCGAAACGCCCGAAACGCGCGCACAGGCGGUGGAAGAGCUGCGGGCGCUGUUGCGCGAGGCGAAGGAUAUGCACUUCAGCGAGGAGGAAGCGUUUCUGCUUAUCUUUCUCCGGCCGUGUCACUUUUACGCCGAAAGUGCGCUGAAAAUGAUGCGCCGUAUUGCCGAGUUCAAGAAGACGAACCAUCCGCUCCUGCACGCCCUCAAGCCGGAGGAGGAAAAGCUCGCCUUUGUCGAGCACAACGUCGUGAACGUGCUGACCAACCGCGACCAGAAGGGGCGCCGCGUGCUGCUGGUCAACUGUGGUGCCGCCUGGGACCCGAAAGCGGUCAGCUCGGAGCAGCUGUUCCGGGUGUUCUUUCUCAUCCAUCUCGUCGCCCAGCUCGAGCCGGCCACCCAGAUCAACGGGGUGGUGGUGGUGCUCGACUUUGACGGGCUUUCGCUCAAGCAGGUGAAAGCGCUGUCGCCCUCGUUCUCCAAGCGGCUCAUCACGUUCAUCCAGGACGCGAUGCCGCUGCGCCUGAAGGAGGUGCACAUACUGAAGCAGCCGUACAUCUUCAACAUGGUGUGGGCACUCUUCAAACCGUUCAUCCGCGAGAAGCUAAAGAGCCGCAUCUUCUUCCAUGGUAACGAUUUGAGCAAAUUCCAUCAGUACAUCAGCGUCGACCGGCUGCCCGCUGACUACGGUGGUAAUUUGCCCGCGAUCGACUACACCGGGAAGGAUUGGUAUCCGUGCGUGGCAUCACACCUCGACCAUAUCAACAAGUACCAGCGGUGUGGAUUUGUGGAGCCUUCGAAGGAGUAGCGCCCCCUAGUUAGUUGGCGCGCUAGUGCUGCGGAGCUGGAUCGGGGUUUGCCACUUCUAGUUUUACGGGUGAUUGCACGUCCAAAUAAGGGUGUGGGCAAGGGGGCGGGGGGGGGGGCGAGGAUGCCUUGUGUUUGAUCAACAUUGUCACUCGCUUCUGUACACAGCGAGCGUAAUCGUGGUCUCAGAUGUGUGUAGCACAAACAACUCAAUAAAUUAAACACCCAAUUCUAAACAUCGCUCACGCAACUUCUUCCUUUGGUUUGGCGAAAGGUCAGUGGUGUGUGUGUACGGGCGUAGCGAUAAGGUUUGUAAUCGCGCUUGAUGUUUAUUAGUGAACUGCUUUAGUGGAAUAAAAAUUGAACAAAAACACCUUCGUUCUUCUUUGAUCGAGCAGUUGAUUGUGAGUAGUUUUGCUCCCAUGAAAAAUAGCAAAAACUUAAGGAUAAUAAAUCAAGUCCCUGUUGCACGGUGGUUCCCGUCCAAAGCAAUCAGUAGACUCACCUUUUGUCGAUUUUCAAGCAUCAUUUUUAUUCUUUGAAUGAUCUUUCAGCGUGCUCUGGCUAUGUUGGGCAUCCAGAUGGCACCACUGUACCAACACUUACAAACGAUAUUUGAAGUAAAAUGUGUGUUUAACACUAUUUAACGCUCGAAUUACUGUAUGAAUGAGCAAAAUAAAUGUGUGUUUAAUGAGUAUACUGGUAGAAAACAUUUUUAUCAUUUUUUUUUAUUCUUUUAUUAAGGAUUAUCUCAUUUUUACACAAUCACACAUAAACGGGGCAAAACUGUUCUUAUUCAAAUGCUUAAAACAUCAUAAAGAGCUACUAGGAACAGCUGAAAUGUCCAGGAAAUCGCAAAAAGAUGUUGAAGGACGAAGACAAGCGUGCAGUCAUGUAUUGAAGAUCUAACUCGAUUUUUAACAGUUAUUCUUCAGUUUUCGCGAUAAAAUUGUUGAAAUAGAGCUUUUGCAUCAUGCUGGUGCAGAAAAAUGGGGUGGAACGCAAGGGUGGGAGAUGUUGGACCGGUGCACGUACUAGGGUGUCGUUUCGAAAUUAAGACGAAAUUCGCUUACAAUGGUCCAAUUAAGUUUUGACGUCAUUGAUUGCUGCUGCGAAGCUAGUGGUCCCGAUUUUUGCUUCCUGAUUUUUGCCAGGUACUAUUUCACUGUUUGGCGGGAUGCAUCGACCUCCCUCGGCCAAGCGAACGCAGCAAUGUAGCAAUCAUUUUUUCCCUCCGUCUCCAUUUUCAGCAUCAUGUGGAGCUUCUUGUCGCUCAGAGUCGUCGGUUCUGUAGAACCGGGCCUUAUUUUGAUCCUCUAAUUGUUGGCUAAAAGUGCCAAGAUGUUGCAGAUGCAGAAACAAGCUAAUACGACGUCCACAAAUUGACCCACGGAGUCCGUUUUAGACGCUGCGGGAUGUAGUUUUUUGAUCGCGCACGCUUCUAAACAAAGUUGCAUUACUUUCUUGGCCAUCACCGCUAAAGUUCAACUUAUAGAGGCGUCAAUUUUUUUCCAGGAACUUACCGGUUGCUAAGAUCGAUAUAGCGGAAGAAAGUUUGUAAAUACAAUCAGUUCACUUUAAGAACCCAUGAAAAAUCUUUGACUUGACAACAUUUCGUGAAAUACAAUCGUUCAUCAAUAUUUGCCUCUAAUGCAUCAACAAUUUUUGGCUUAGAGACAAAAUUAGGUGCGUUAGAG